This is a messenger RNA of Vitrella brassicaformis, 407 nucleotides long. The record is from the annotation of a GenBank genome assembly. NCBI's taxonomy places the organism in Eukaryota, Vitrellaceae.
GGCGAAUGGGCGGUGUACACAGGUGCAUAUGCUCAUUACGGCUGCCGAUCCGUUCAUCGCAUGGAUUAACUUUGGCAUCCAGCCAGGCAACAGCCAGAGCGGUACGUAUGCACAUUGACAACCCAUCCUCAGGCUGUCGUAUCGUCUGAUCCUGUGCUGUGCUAUUGUCUGCACAAAAGCAGUUCACGUCAAGAUUACUAAUAGCGAGGCGCCAGCAGCAGGUGUCCCCCAUGACGCGUUCUUCGCACAGCGAUUCCCUCGGACGGCCGCCAAGGUUUGUCGCGUCCUCGGGCCAAUUGCCGCGAUCGUGCUUGAUGGCCAGGCGCCUUAGACGGCUUUGCAACAUUAAUUUUGGGAAUGAAUUCAUCCAUGGCCAUGAACGCGUUUGUGUGCAAGCACAUGCCUGU